AUGAAAUUUGUGUAUCGGGUGAUGCUUUUACUGAAGGUGUCAAAUUUGAACAAAUUCAGUAUCAAAUGUUCUGAAUUUUCUGAUGUUUCAGAUCUUAAUGCCUGGAUUUCUGCAGCACUGUCACAUGAUGUUCGAGAACUUGAUCUCUACGUUCCUUUGAAAGGAUCUGGUGGGCUGCCUAAUCUCAAAACCCUCCAUCUUUAUUCAGUUGAAUUUAGCAAUGACGAGUCAAUUAAGAGGCUCUUUUCUGGUUGCCCCUUGCUUGAGGACCUGGUUUUACUCGAAUGUGAAUUAAAAAACAUUAAUGUUCUCAACAUUUCAGCUUCUGCCCUGAAGAGUUUGAUUAUAUCCUAUCCUGUAAUGAACAGCAUAUCUAAAUUUUUGAAGUACAAGAUUAAGAUGGAGCUCAAUACCCCUAGUCUUCAAUACCUUGAAUACAUUGAUUAUGUAGCAGAAGGCUACGCCACAAGAGCUUACAUUUUCUUGUCAAAGCUCAUAUUGAUAUUAAGCUUAGAUUGA
Messenger RNA from Ilex paraguariensis (yerba mate), 519 nucleotides. The record is from the annotation of a GenBank genome assembly. Lineage: Eukaryota; Viridiplantae; Streptophyta; Magnoliopsida; Aquifoliales; Aquifoliaceae.